Drosophila teissieri is the source of this 1188-nucleotide messenger RNA. RefSeq lists its product as uncharacterized. Lineage: Eukaryota; Metazoa; Arthropoda; Insecta; Diptera; Drosophilidae. The coding region runs from base 1 to 1188 and encodes 395 amino acids. The transcript is spliced from 6 exons. The record is from RefSeq and is a predicted model, not a curated record.
AUGUCUGCGACUUGGCUGACACUCGUGUGCGCGGCAUGGCUUUUGGGCGAAUGCCAGAGCAGUUUGCCGGAUGAAUUUGCUCCGCCGGCGACAAGUCACGAAGCCGGCAAAGUCAACAAUGUCACGCUGACUCCGCCAGGACUCGGCAUCGCCGCUCAACAGGGGAAACAGGACUUCGACCGGGACCGGGACCAGGACGUGGACCAGGACCCACUGACACCACAUGCGGCCCCAUCGUCGCAGCGGAAACUCUCGAGAGGCAAGCGCUUUGUGGCCUUUCCCCAGGGUUCAUCAGCAUCGGGCGCUGUCUGCCUGACCACCGGUGUGAUUGGCAACCCCAACCUGCUGUACCUCAGUUUGGGCAUCAAUUGGGGCGUCGCCUACGACUUGCCCAAUGUCACCUGGGUGCUGCAGAAUGCCCACGGGUGGACCACAAAGAAGUCGGCCAAGGCGCAAAUCAAGCGCAGACAUCGACGUGAGCUCUAUGGCCGCCUGGAGACAAUGAUAGACAGCCGUGAUUUAUGGUCACCGCCAACAUUGAUGACUAUGAUGGAACGUGCGGACGACUCCACCACAUCCAGGCCAGAGUCUCUGGUUACAUCCUCGCAUCUGUUGCAUCGCCGCUGGCAGCGAGUGCUCAGUCGUCCGAAGCGCUAUCUCAGCUUUCCCGAGGGCUCCUCGUUUUCCGUGGCCGUCUGCUUCACCGUGGGCAUCAUUGGUAAUCCGUACUAUGGCUACAACAGUUUCGGCCUCAAUUGGGGUGUGGCUUACGACCUGCCGAAUACCACGUGGGUGCUGCAGCAUCUGCACGGAUUUGCCACGCAUCCUGUGGCUCCAGCAGUCCUGCGUAGAAGGUCGAGGAGCGCCAUCUACCGGCAGAUCGAGUCGGUUGUGGAUAGCAUGGGCUAUAAUGGACGGGACUGCAUCCUGAGAACCCUCUGCGAAAGUCGCCAGUACUUCCAGCGCACCAAGAUGAGCAUGGUGGGCGAGAUGCUCCGCACCAUAUUCAGCUUGCCGAAGCAGAGGAUUUUCAGCCGGGAACUGCACGAGAAUGCGGACAUAGUGCACUACGAUCAGGCAUAUCGGAAUGCUCAUACCGACGACUGCACGCAGUACAACUGCCAUUUCUCGUUGCUGGAACUGGCCUUUGGGAAAUAUACCACGCCGCCGAAAAAUUAUUACGCCUAA